CAGUCGGGAGCUGGCGGCGCGGGGAGCGGGCGGAGGCGGCAGCGGUGGGGCGGGGUCGGGGCGCGGCGAGGCGGCGGCGCGUGCCAUGCGCGCGGGGGGGCGGGCCCGGCGGCGUUAACCCCUCGGCGGCCGGCGGCGCGUUAACCCCUGAGUGCUCGGCGGCCGCGCCAUGGCGCGAGCGGCCUGAGGGGACGCGGCGCCUGGCGGGGGCGGCCCCGAUGCGCCGCGGCAGCGCCUGUCCCUGAGGGAGCGGAGCCGCGAAACCAUGGCCGACGCGGCGGCCGCCGAGGCAGAACCGGAGCCGCAGCCGGAGCCCGAGGCGCAGCCGGAGCCGCAGCCCGAGCCCGAGGCGCAGCCGGGGCCCGAGGCGCAGCCGGAGCCGCAGCCGGAGCCCGAGGCGCAGCCCGAGCCACAGCCCGAGCCGAAGCGCGGCGACGCUGCCCCGGCGGCGGCGGCGGCGGCGGCGGGGGACGGCGAGGCCGAGCCGCUGCCGCCGCGCGGGGCGGCUGAGGAGGCGGCGGCGGAGGGCGCGGGCGGCGCCGCGGGGCGGCCGGCGGCGGGCGCCGCGGGGCGGCCGGGCCUGGCGGGGCCGCGGUACCGGGCGGCCGUGGGGCGCACCGCGGAGUGGCCCGUCAAGAAGAAGCACCGGCGGCGGCCGUCGAAGAAGAAGCGGCGCUGGAAGCCCUACUCGAAGCUGAGCUGGGAGGAGAAGCAGCAGUUCGACGAGCGGCAGAGCCUGCGCGCCUCGCGGCUCCGCGCCGAGAUGUUCGCCAAGGGGCAGCCCGUGGCCCCCUACAACACCACGCAGUUCCUCAUGGAGGACCACGACCAGGAGGAGCCCGACCUCAAGACGGGGCUGUACCCGCGGCGGGCGGCCGCCAAGUCGGACGACACGAGCGAGGAGGACUUCCUGGAGGAGGCGGCCGAGGAGGACGGCGGCAGCGACGGCAUGGGGGGCGACGGCAGCGAGUUCCUGCAGCGGGACUUCUCGGAGACCUACGAGCGGUACCACGUGGAGAGCCUGCAGAACAUGAGCAAGCAGGAGCUCGUCAAGGAGUACCUGGAGCUGGAGAAGUGCCUCUCGCGCAUGGAGGACGAGAACAACCGGCUGAGGAUGGAGAGCAAAAAGCACGGGGGGGAGGCGGCGGAGGCGGCGCGGGUGCGGCAGCUGGAGCUGGAGGUGGACAGGUUGCGAGCCGAGAACCUGCAGCUGCUGCAGGAGAAGGACCUGCACGGCCAGCCGGCCCCCUGCCAGCUGGGGGAGUGACGCUCGGGGGGCGGGAGGGGGGGCUUUUUACAGUGGUGGGAUGUAACAUUAUCCACUUGUGUACAGAGACGCCGGCGGACCCUUUCUACGACGCGGACUCGCAACGUCCCCAGCGCCGCUGGGGUGGACGCUCUCGGUGUAGUGUAGUGCGUGUUGCUGUUCAGCCUGUGUGCAGCUUCCCCCCCUCCUUUUCUUUUAGGUGGCUGUGGCGGGGGCUAGGGGAGGGGUUGAUGUAUAAGUGAACUUGAUUUAUGCUUUUUUUUUUCCCCCUUUUUUUUUGUUUUUUUUUCUCGUGUUUAAACCAAAAAUGAUCCCCAGGAAACCUGUAAAUUGGCCAAAACUGACUAUAAAAACUAUAGAGGUCUAAUAAAUUUAAUUACUUGUAACUGUAA
This is a messenger RNA of Dromaius novaehollandiae (emu), 1659 nucleotides long. It is a transcript of the gene HEXIM1, whose product is annotated as HEXIM P-TEFb complex subunit 1. Gene Ontology annotation, molecular function: cyclin-dependent protein serine/threonine kinase inhibitor activity; 7SK snRNA binding. The transcript has a single exon. Bases 266 to 1267 code for a protein of 333 amino acids. The record is from RefSeq and is a predicted model, not a curated record. Gene Ontology annotation, cellular component: nucleus; cytoplasm; nucleoplasm. Lineage: Eukaryota; Metazoa; Chordata; Aves; Casuariiformes; Dromaiidae. Gene Ontology annotation, biological process: negative regulation of cyclin-dependent protein serine/threonine kinase activity; negative regulation of transcription by RNA polymerase II.